This is a messenger RNA of Tinamus guttatus (white-throated tinamou), 2193 nucleotides long. The record is from RefSeq and is a predicted model, not a curated record. NCBI's taxonomy places the organism in Eukaryota, Metazoa, Chordata, Aves, Tinamiformes, Tinamidae.
UCUUCCCACGACUAACCAGGGCCGGGCUGGAUUAUGAGCUCCAACAAGAACAGUCGCUACAAUCGUUUCUCCAGUGGCACAAGCACCAUCGCUACUCCUGAAAACACUAACGGGACGAGGAUGGAAACGACCUUCGGGCCGGCCUACUCCGCAGUGACGACCAUCACCAAGGCUGACGGGACCAAUACUUUUAAGCAGCAUCGGCGGACCCCGUCCUCCUCCAGCACGCUCACCUACUCGCCGCGGGACGAGGACGAUGGCAUGCCUCCGAUCAACACUCCACGUCGCUCCGACUCUGCUAUCUCCGUCCGUUCGUUGCACUCCGAGUCCAACAUGUCCUUGCGCUCAACGUUCUCACUCCAUGAGGAAGAGGAGGAGCCAGAGCCACUGGUGUUUGCUGAGCAGCCGUCCGUGAAGCUGUGCUGCCAGCUCUGCUGCAGCGUGUUCAAGGACCCCGUCAUCACAACCUGCGGGCACACGUUUUGCAGAAGAUGUGCCUUAACAUCUGAGAAGUGCCCCGUGGACAACGCCAAACUGACCGUGGUGGUGAACAACAUCGCGGUGGCCGAGCAGAUCGGGGAGCUGUUCAUUCACUGCAAAUACGGCUGCCGGGCUCCAGCCAGCAGCAAGCCCGCGGCCUUCGAGGUGGACCCCCGCGGGUGCCCCUUCACCAUUAAACUGAGUGCCAGGAAAGAUCAUGAAAGCAGCUGUGAUUACAGGCCAGUUCGCUGCCCCAAUAACCCCAGCUGCCCACCUCUCCUCAAAAUGAACCUGGAGGCCCAUCUCAAAGAGUGUGAGCACAUAAAAUGUCCCCACUCCAAAUACGGGUGUACGUUCAUAGGAAAUCAGGACACCUACGAGACCCACUUGGAGACUUGCAAGUUCGAGGGUCUCAAGGAGUUCCUGCAGCAGACAGACGACCGCUUCCAUGAGAUGCAGGUGGCAAUGGCCCAGAAGGACCAGGAAAUUGCCUUCCUGCGCUCCAUGCUGGGCAAGCUCUCAGAGAAGAUUGACCAGCUGGAGAAAAACCUGGAGCUCAAAUUUGAUGUGCUGGAUGAGAACCAGAGCAAGCUGAGCGAGGACCUCAUGGAGUUCCGCAGGGACGCCUCCAUGCUCAACGAUGAACUUUCUCAUAUUAACGCUCGGCUCAACAUGGGCAUCCUAGGAUCCUACGACCCUCAGCAGAUCUUCAAGUGCAAGGGCACCUUCGUGGGGCACCAGGGCCCUGUGUGGUGUUUGUGCGUUUACUCCAUAGGAGACUUGCUCUUCAGCGGCUCUUCAGACAAAACCAUUAAGGUGUGGGACACCUGUACCACGUACAAGUGCCAAAAGACCUUGGAGGGCCACGAUGGAAUUGUACUGGCUCUCUGCAUCCAGGGGUCUGCUGGCAGGGCCCCCCGGCCCCGCUGCGGCCGCGACUGCACCAUUAUUGUCUGGGAUAUUCAAAACCUGCAGAAAGUGAACACGAUCCGAGCGCACGACAAUCCCGUUUGCACUUUGGUCUCCUCGCACAACAUGCUGUUCAGCGGCUCCCUCAAAGCCAUCAAGGUCUGGGAUAUUGUGGGUACUGAGCUCAAGCUGAAAAAGGAGCUGACGGGUCUCAAUCACUGGGUGCGAGCGCUGGUGGCUUCUCAAAACUAUCUCUACAGUGGAUCCUACCAAACAAUCAAGAUCUGGGACAUCCGGAACUUGGAGUGUGUCCACGUGCUGCAGACGUCAGGAGGCAGCGUCUACUCCAUCGCCGUGACAAACCACCACAUCGUGUGUGGCACCUAUGAGAACCUCAUCCAUGUCUGGGAUAUAGAGACCAAGGAGCAAGUCCGCACGCUGACCGGGCACGUGGGCACCGUCUACGCCCUCGCUGUCAUCUCCACACCAGAUCAAACCAAAGUCUUCAGUGCAUCGUAUGACCGGUCUCUCAGGGUGUGGAGCAUGGACAACAUGAUCUGCACGCAGACCCUGCUGCGCCACCAGGGCAGCGUCACGGCCCUCGCCGUCUCCAGGGGCCGCCUCUUCUCCGGCGCCGUGGACAGCACUGUAAAGUUAAUUGGGACUGCAGAGAAGCUGCCCUGGCGCCGAACCGUCCUCCGCACCAGCUCCGAGCAGCGUCGGGCACGAGGGGCCAUUGAGCGGCCUCGGCGGCGGCAGGAGCCAGCCAAGGAGGGCAGAGCGGGGCUGCUGCUCCCCUUGUAA